Molecule: messenger RNA, 4051 nt
Organism: Alligator mississippiensis (American alligator)
Lineage: Eukaryota; Metazoa; Chordata; Crocodylia; Alligatoridae
Gene: STAU2
Product: staufen double-stranded RNA binding protein 2
Exons: 12
Coding region: 101-1885 (594 amino acids)
Source: RefSeq, a predicted model, not a curated record
GUGGUUGGGGCCGGCGGCGGCGGCGGCGGGGUCAGUUCUCUUUAGUGUUUGCCGAUGUUGGAGGCGUCUCCAAAGUGUCCCCGGGAACCAGUGAUAAGCAAUGGCACAAGUUAAAAUGCAGACCCCAGCAAAUCUUCCUGGACCUCCCCUGUCCCCUAUGGUGCUACCCCCAUCAGUAACGACUACAAAUUCACUGGGUCUUCAGUCAUCAAUGAAUGGAUCCAUUUCAGAAUCAGCUGCUGGCUGUAACAGUCCUACAGUUGGCCUUGUAGAUUCUGCGCCUUCUAGCAACUCACCAGCUCCUCUCCAAGAUAACAUGGCAAACCCCAAAGAGAAAACUCCAAUGUGUCUGGUAAAUGAGUUAGCCCGUUUCAAUAGAAUUCAACCUCUGUAUAAGCUUCUGAAUGAAAGAGGGCCUGCUCAUGCCAAGAUGUUCACAGUACAGCUGACUCUUGGCGAGCAGACAUGGGAAGCUGAAGGAAGCAGUAUUAAAAAGGCUCAACAUGCUGCUGCUAGCAAAGCUUUGAAUGAAACAACCCUUCCCAAACCAACUCCUAGACCACCCAAAAAUAAUGUUAACAAUAACCCAGGCAGUAUAACUCCAACUGUGGAGCUAAACGGUUUGGCUAUGAAAAGGGGAGAGCCUGCCAUCUAUAGGCCACUAGAUCCAAAGCCACUCCCAAACUAUAGAGCAAAUUAUAACUUCCGGGGCAUGUACAAUCAGAGGUAUCACUGCCCAGUGCCUAAAAUUUUCUAUGUCCAGUUGACUGUUGGCAACAGUGAGUUUUUUGGUGAAGGAAAGACUCGUCAAGCUGCUAGACACAAUGCUGCAAUGAAGGCCCUUCAAGCUCUCCAGAAUGAACCUAUCCCAGAAAAAUUACCUCAGAAUGGAGAGGGAGGAAAAGAAACAGAAGAAGAUAAAGACGCAAACAAAUCCGAGAUCAGUGUAGUGUUUGAAAUUGCUUUGAAGCGCAACAUACCGGUCAGUUUUGAGGUGAUUAAGGAAAGUGGACCUCCACAUAUGAAGAGCUUUGUUACUCGAGUCACAGUAGGAGAAUUCUCUGCAGAAGGAGAAGGAAACAGUAAGAAACUCUCAAAAAAACGGGCUGCAAUGACUGUCCUACAAGAACUUAAAAAACUCCCUCCUCUUCCUGUGAUUGAAAAGCCAAAACUUUACUUUAAAAAACGUCCUAAAACAAUAUUAAAGACUGGACCAGAAUAUGGUCAAGGAAUGAACCCCAUUAGCCGCCUGGCUCAGAUCCAACAGGCCAAAAAAGAGAAGGAGCCAGAGUAUAUUCUUCUUUCAGAGAGAGGGAUGCCUCGUCGCCGAGAGUUUGUUAUGCAGGUCAAAGUAGGCAAUGAAGUUACUACUGGAACAGGCCCCAACAAGAAAAUAGCUAAAAGAAAUGCAGCAGAAGCAAUGUUGCUACAGCUUGGUUAUAAAGCCUCCACCCCUCUUCAAGAUCAGCCAGAAAAGCCAGGGGAAAAUAAGGGCUGGAACGGUCAAACUGCUGGGUAUCCUGAACCAACAAGUAACACACCAAAGGGAAUUCUCCAUCUCUCGCCUGAUGUUUAUCAAGAGAUGGAAGCAAGCCGCAACAAAGCAGCCCCUGGUACCACUGUAAGCUAUUUGCCAUCCAAAGAAAUGAGCCAGACUUCUAGCUCUUUCUUCAGCAUACCUACCACUAAUAGCACAGCUACAAUUGCCAGGGAACUUCUCAUGAAUGGAACAUCCCCGACUGCCGAAGCCGUAGGUCUAAAAGGAAUAUCUCCUGCUUCCCCCUGUCCUGCAGUGCAGCCUUCAAAACAGCUGGAGUAUUUGGCAAGGAUUCAAGGCUUUCAGGUAUGGGAGGGGGAAAAUGAAGCUCUUCAGCCAGAAUCAUAGCAUUGCCAUCUAAGAUUUCGCUCUUGCCCUCAGAGUUUGGGCAUGCAUGUAACUUAUCUUGUAAAAGUAGCAGGGUCCAAGAAAAUUUUUGGGUCCAGAUGAUACCCCUAUAUGCCCAUAUACAUUCCCAUUCUCUCUUCAUUUUUCUUUCCUGAAUUCACUUUAUCUUAGCCCAUCUUCCUCCCUUCCCUCUCCCUUAUUUGCUCUUCCUUAAAAAUUAUAAACUUAAAAGAUUCUUUCCACUGUCCUGGUACUGCUUUGUAUGUCCCUGCCUUUCAAGGAUUAGGAGUGUUCCAUACUGCUCUGAUUUUGGCUCCUCUUUUAAAACCUGAUCAAACAAAGGUACUUUAAAAUGUGCUUAAGUUGUAGCAUGUUUUUUCUGUCCUUUUCUGAUCAGGUGUUUGCUUUACUCCCUAUAAUUAAUAUUCUGCUUCCAUUUUCCAUAUGUCUGGAGAAUGGAGUUAUUGAUCAGAAGUCAUAACAACAGGCCUGGUGUCAGAGCAGAGUGGUCUCGAUGCCACAUUCACUACUGGUGAAAGAAAAAUGUUACAGGAGUUACCAUACUAGGUUAGUUCAUUAAUCCAUCAUCUCUGAUAACUUUCAGCAGUGGCCAAUACAGUAUUUUAUAUUUCAGAGAACAGUGAAGAGCCUCCAUAAUGCACCUAGCCAUUUGUGCAGUACUGUAAAUGGUGGAAGGAAGCUCCCUCCUAAUCACCAUGAGAAAAUCGCAUACAUACAUGCAUAAUAGAUGAUUUUUAAUAUGUUCCAACAUUGGAGAGUAGGACUGACUGUUUACUAAAAUUCUAUCGUUGUACUGUUUUGUUUCAAUGACUCAGACUUAUGAAUUUAUUUUAUCCAAUACCUUGGUUUCAUAUAUUCCAGCUUAUGUAGUUUGAUCAUGUAUUAUUUACCUAACUAAAUUAUGAAAACAAGAAGUUUUUAGUAAAACGUUUGCAUGCCCCAUGAUUAUUUGCUUCACCAAAGCCUAUGUAAUUUACUAAAUAUGCAGUUGCUUAAAGUGAUUUAAAUGUCAAUUAUUCUGUUGGCACAAAUCAGCAUAGCUCCUUUAACUGCACUGGGGCUAUGUCAGUUUACACCAGGUGUGCUUGCUGACUUAAAUGUGUGCUCAAAUUCUUAUCGGUUCUUAGUUUUGAAAUAUGCUACUUUUGGUCCAUUCGUUUUUUAUCUCUCAAUGCAAGAAAAAACAAAACUCUAAAAUCCACCACAGUAGAGUUAAGCUGCUAAUAAGAGUUAAAUAGUUUGUAUUUCUCUAAGUCUGUCAUCUGCAUACAGUAGGAACAGACAAAUCCUGAUGAAAAGAAAUUUAAUCCCCAAAGUUUUCAUUGCUUCUUUUCACUUCUUGUCAGGUUGCUUCUGUCUACUAGUAACAUUUUAUUUUCAUAGAGCCGACGCACAAUUUCUGUUACUGGUUUUUGGUUCCUAUUCGACGAUAGUAUGUGGUUACUGUAAAAUGAUUACUUGUGUUUGUCCUGGUUUUUCAUUCUCUGAUUCUAGCUGAUUAUGUAGAAAUUGUAGUUUUUAAAGGGUUUUACCUCAAGCCAAAAAUAUAUUUCCUGCUUUAUCCAUUAACUAAAUUACUACUUUUUACUUGUCCACGGUUCUACACAACAAUACACUAAUUUGGUUGAAAAUCUAUAUGAUUUUUACAUACCCUCUGUAUAUAAAGUGUUGAUUUUACAUCAAUUAGCUUGUUUGAUUUUUUUUUUUUUUAACUUUGGUUGAAUGAGUUUGGUAUUGAUGUGAAACUGUGCAUCACUGCUGGAUCACAGAGUUGAGGUGGAGCAGUGAACAGAAUCUCUGUGGGAAAUGGCUUAGUGGCCUGUCAGGUGCAUAUCACAGGUCUCUUCACCAUUUCAAUGUAGAAAGCUCUUUGUGUUUAAGAGUUUAAAAGCCUAUUUCUUUACAGGUUAACUUUCUCAGGCAUAUUUACCAAGUAGAAAAAACAGUACACUUAUAAACAGAUAGCUUGUUUCAUGUUUCCUGAAUGACCUGAAAUGAUUUUUAAAUUGUUAGCAUGUAUUUGUAUUCUGGUCCAGAUGAUUACCGUAGUUUUGUCUUUCAUUGAAGAACAUAAACAUUCUGUUGUGUUACAAUGUAUUUUUGAAUUUUUAAAAAAAAAUCAAUAAAUACUCAUAUAAAGUUUCA